This is a messenger RNA of Psilocybe cubensis, 1020 nucleotides long. RefSeq lists its product as uncharacterized. The transcript has 6 exons. The record is from RefSeq and is a predicted model, not a curated record. Bases 1 to 1020 code for a protein of 339 amino acids. Gene Ontology annotation, biological process: proteolysis. Lineage: Eukaryota; Fungi; Basidiomycota; Agaricomycetes; Agaricales; Agrocybaceae. Gene Ontology annotation, molecular function: peptidase activity.
AUGCCUGCUUCCCAGAAGAUGCGCCCAAAUCUUCGUUCAUUUACGCUCAAAAUUGAUUUAGAGAAGCUCUUCAUCAAAAUCUUCGUUCACACACUGGAUCCAGCACCUCGAUAUGAUAAAUUCUAUAUUUUCAACCUUUUGGCCAUGGAUUCCAAUGUCAAUUGCGGUACUGUGGACUUCAAAGUGGGAGACGAGACUUUUCACACAUGGUACAAAGUGCUUGGAUCCCUCAAAAGCGAGAAGACGCCCAUCGUCGCUUUACAUGGCGGACCAGGCAUGACUCACCAUUAUAUGCUGUUCCCUGUAGUAUUCUAUGAUCAAAUCGGAAACGGUGCCUCAUCGCACAUACUGGAUAAACCGGAUACCUUCUGGACAGUAGAUCUAUUCAUGGACGAGCUAGACAACCUACUCAAGUACUUAGGCAUUUAUGAUAACUUCCUUUUAUUGGGCCAUUCAUGGGGCGGUAUGCUUGCAGGAAAUUACGCCGCCUCCCGAGCGCCUUCCGGGUUGAAAAAACUCAUUAUUGCAAACUCUCCAGCAUCUAUUCCAUCGUUUAUAGCAGGAACCAACGCUCUGCUUGACCUGUUCCCUGCCGACUAUGUUGAACGGGUCAGAAGUCUGGAAGCCGAAGGAAAGACAGAUUCGCCAGUGUAUCAAACCGAUGUCAUGGAGUUCUAUAAAAAACAUGUCUGUACAACAGACCCUUGGCCACAGGGACUUGUCGACUCUUUCAAUGCCGUUUCAAAGAAUCCCAUGGUAUAUCACUCUAUGUUCGGUGUCUCCGAGUUUAAUAUAACAGGAACAUUGAAGGACUGGUCGAUUGUUGAAAUUCUGCAUCAAAUACCGUAUACAACCUUGCUCAUAAGCGCUCCUCUCGAUGAAGUUCAAGAAAUUGCUUUUUUACCUUUCUUCGUAAAUAUUCCCAAAGUAAAGUGGGUUGAAAUCCCUACUUCCACUCACCUCGCUAUGUACGAAGAUCCAGAAAGGUACUUCGAUGCCAUCGUGAAAUUUUUCUCUUAA